GAAGGUAAUGGUGUGCACACUCUGCACACGUUUCGCAUACUUUCCUUGACAAACUAUUGUAGUUCUUAGGCAAUUAUGAGUGUGUGUUAAUGAUGGCUGCAAGUGCGACAAAUAUAUCAGCCCCUAAGAUUCAAGGGUCCCUGAAAGGAGGAAGCAAAAGAACUGUCUUUGUGGUAAACACUGUACCACUUGUCUAUCAGCAAGCAGAAGCCAUUCAAAAGCACACACCGUUUACAGUUGGCAAGUAUGAACACUCUAUGGGAGUUGACUACUGGACUGAUAAGGAG
This is a messenger RNA of Penaeus vannamei (Pacific white shrimp), 287 nucleotides long. The record is from RefSeq and is a predicted model, not a curated record. Lineage: Eukaryota; Metazoa; Arthropoda; Malacostraca; Decapoda; Penaeidae.